Molecule: messenger RNA, 1880 nt
Organism: Saitoella complicata NRRL Y-17804
Lineage: Eukaryota; Fungi; Ascomycota; Saitoellomycetes; Saitoellales; Saitoellaceae
Exons: 1
Coding region: 219-1838 (539 amino acids)
Biological process (GO): peptidyl-proline hydroxylation to 4-hydroxy-L-proline
Cellular component (GO): endoplasmic reticulum
Molecular function (GO): iron ion binding; L-ascorbic acid binding; procollagen-proline 4-dioxygenase activity
Source: RefSeq, a predicted model, not a curated record
AAACAAAGGGUUGAAUACCGCCGAAACCUAACGCCCAAUUGACAAGAUUAUUCGAUCCAGCAGGUGGUCCGUUAUCAGUCCUUAUCGUCGUACGUCCAUACGACGCUGUCCUGCCCUUGCACUAGAAACUCGCCCCACGCACUUUUCCUAUACGACCUUCAACACCUCUACUCCAAACUCAAUUCUCAAUCGACGCUUGAUCCGUCCAUCAUACCAUCAUGGGCAAAACCGCCAAACGCAGAAAGCUCGCCUCAACCGUCAUCGCGAAGUCCGUAGCUCCUCCCUCCCCCUCCACCUCCGCCGACGACACCGAAAUAACAUCCCCCUUCGCCGUAAUCUCCCAAGACGACCUUGACAUCGCCGUCGACACCCUCGAGCAACUCGCCGCACACCCAACCCUCCUCAAACACAAGGAUCUCCGUCAACUUCGAUCGGCGGUAUGGGCAUACUCUCAAUCGCUUCCGAACCCGGGGAACUCGCUUACGGCACGGUUAUCUUCGGCACUAGAGGCAGGAGCGUGGACGGACGCGAGGGUUUUGUUGGCGGAGAUGAAGAUUAGGGGGAUUAAGCCAAAGUUGGGGGCGUUGCAGAGGUGGGUUAGGGAGUGUGAUGCUGCGAGUGUGGGGGUGGAGGGUGGGUGGUCUGAGGAGGUCAUGACUGUCCUGGACGGGAUUCUUCGCGUCUGUCAACCUGCGCGUGGAGGCUACGAUGAUGACGAUAACCCUUUACCAGUUGGUGGUGCCCCAGAAUUUUCAUCAACCAACGCUGCGCCGAAGAGGAAGGCUGGAGAGUUACACGAUGCCGCUGAGCCCUUCGAAGACGGCGAAGGAAAACCAGUCCCCGUCACCGCAGAAGCCCUCGCCAUCGACACCGGCUCCACCUCUCAAUCCGUUGUCCGCCGACAUCCAGCUUGGUCCGUCGGUAAACCCCACAACCAUCCCAUCUACGCAAACGCCAUGGCAAACACCCUAACACAUAACGGCGCCAUGCCCCCAGACUUGCUCAAAACAAAGUUCACCGCAAUUUCCACGAUUCCCGGACCGGAACGUCGACCGGCGAAUUUGCAUCCAGCAAUUAUCUAUGCCUCGCAGCCGGGGACGAUUGCAAUGGAUGAGACCCACCCUCCAGUGGUCCGCCACGACGUCCCCGACGUCCCCGGCGCGUUCCUCCUUCAAGAUGCGUUAUCGGUCGACGAAUGCACACAAAUCAUCCGCGCGGGCGAAACGAUGGGAUUCCUCCCCGACAUACCCGCCCAAGGCGACGCCUCCGUCCUCGCCCACAAUUUCAUCUGGUUCGCGGAUCGGGCGUUUCAUGAUACGCUAUGGUCUCGAAUCGUCCAUCUCCUACCGGAGAAGAUUGCAGGUGGGAAGGUGUGGGGGCUUAAUGUCCGGUUUCGGGUGUAUCGGUACGUGCCCGGCGCUAUUUACCGUCCACACAUCGAUGGGGCUUGGCCGCCCUCCGGAACCGAUCCCACUAAACCGGUGCAUGACUCAUAUGUCUACGACGCGAGUCCGCCCGAUAAACCUUUGUACUCGCGCCUCACGUUCUUGAUCUACCUCAACGACGAGUUCCCGGGCGGACACACGACAUUCUUCCUUCCCUCCCCCACGCGCGACGGAAUCCUCGACGCACACAGUGUGAAACCACGGAUGGGGUCUGUACUAGUCUUUCCGCACGGGGAGGGCAGGGGGAGUUUGUUGCAUGAGGGGAGUGCGGUGGGGGGGGAGUUGGGGGAGAGGGAGGGGGGUGGGAAGGGGGUUGUGGGGGAGGGGAAGUAUGUUAUCAGGACGGAUGUGGUGUAUGAGGUGCAGAGGGGGGAGGUUAGGGAUAAGCAGUAAUGGAGGAUGGAGGCUGCGAAGUAAGAAUGCUGCUUGUUGGGG